UUUCUCUAACAAACAUGCCAAAAGCAAGAGCAAGCGUGAAAAGGAAAAAUAAUGGCGGAUUUCUAAAGCUGAAAAUAGUGGUGAAAAUGCUACAAAAGAGUUUGAUUCCUCGAAAGAAAUGGGUGCCGGAGGACGUGAAGGAGGGGCACUUCGCGGUGAUGGCGGUCGAGGACGACGACCUUAAGAGGUUUGUUUUGCCCUUGAGUUUCUUGACCCGUCCCUCCUUCCUGCGCUUGUUGGAGCAGGCGGCCGAGGAGUAUGGCUUCGAUCACCAUGGGGCCCUCACGCUGCCUUGCUCCCCGACCGAGCUUGAGGGGAUACUGGCCGAGCAAUGGGCGCCCGAGGGUGGGUCACGUUGGGAUUGCUAUCAGACCGUGGUUAAAACAUGUUGAUUAUUUCGUACCACUUAAAGUGACACGUUUUCUGAAAUUGUAACUUUUAUCAUUUUUUUUUUUUGUUAAUAAGGAUAGUUGUAUAGUUGGGAAUUUGACAACUUUUUGGGCAAGUGCAUACCCCAUUAGAUUCGUUAGAGGUAUAUUGGGGAGUAUUUGUCUUCUUUUUUUCGAAUUUAAAUUUUUGAGGUUCUUUCGUAAUUUGUUAGUAUUUUCUAUUUAUGUUGCAACAGAUUGAAAAAAGAAACACACAAACUAAUGCUCUUGUAUGCUUUGACAUAUGAAUUUCAUAGAAUUUGUAUCUUGGGGUUUCAGAUUUACCAGUGU
Molecule: messenger RNA, 719 nt
Organism: Salvia hispanica
Lineage: Eukaryota; Viridiplantae; Streptophyta; Magnoliopsida; Lamiales; Lamiaceae
Product: auxin-induced protein 15A-like
Biological process (GO): response to auxin
Source: RefSeq, a predicted model, not a curated record